AUGUUUGCCCAGGAACAGGCGGCGAUUGACGUUUAUGGUGCCGUUGAUACGCAGCUUCCGUCGGAGCUGCAGAAGCUCAGCGACUCCAUCGAGAAGCUAGAAGCUACGCGCUUUCGGCUGGCCAGGGGCCAGGGCACCCCAAUCGUCGAGAGGCCUGGCGGAGCUCUCUCGAGCCCGAAGACGUUCAUUCACCCGCCGUCCUCCACUUCCGACGCCAUCCAGUCCGAAAAUGACGAUAGCUUUAGCAAUGCAAACAUCGGCCUCCACGCCCAAGCGUCCAAGUCUGGCAAGGGUUACAUCCCCGAGAUCGCUGAUCUGAUCCGAUCCCGAUCUCUUGUCCAUUCGCCCACUACCAUCCACCUGGCCCGUCACGCUGAAAUGCCACCGUUCCACGGGACAGAGGAAGUGCUGUCGUUUUCACUCUUUGGCGCGCUGAAGUCUGUUUGGCAGUUGAUGGGCUGUUGUCGCCGAGGGGAAGUCGACGAGGAUCGCAUGUGCGGCGGUUUCGAGAAGAUCGAGAAUUACUUGUGCCGCGACUUUGCUGCCUGUUUGGCUGACCUAUCUCGCAUCGGCGGCACCGGCAAGAUUUCUUCCACGGUGACGGCAUGCCAUUCGUUUUUGAAAGUGCUGAAAGGUUUGCAAGAAUCGGUGGGCCUUGUAAUCGAUGCUAAUAGUUAUGCGGAGACCACUGCGCUUGACGAUCUCCGAGAAGCGACUGGCGUGCGGGGCACGCGCUGCAACCAAUCGUACAUGUUUUUUGGCGACGACGGGAUCCUCAUCUUCCGGCCUCUGGUUGAUGACAUUCAGGAAGGCGGCAAUCCGGCCCCACAGGCUGCGAACGACGGGCAUGAUGAUGUUCGGAUGGAGGACACAGGGGCCGACGGAUCGCCACCGAGGGCCGUGACCACGGACAUGCCGCAUGCGCAGGUGACGCGUGCGACGAGCAAUGGGGAUAAGGAGACUGAUCAUCAGACUGAUCAUCUCCAAGGCACCGCCAUCAUCCUGAACAUGUCCAACGAGAAGCUGCCAAAUGGGGACCUGAAGACUCAGCUGUUCCAGAUGAAACGGGAUGACGCGAAAGACAAGGCGGCCGGCGGAAAUCCGAAGGAUGGCGCCAAAAACAAGUCGACGACGCCCACAACGCUGUUCCAGACUGAUCAUCAGGACUCCGCGCCUCUCCAAGCCAUCGCCCUCACCCUGAACGUU
This is a messenger RNA of Mesorhabditis spiculigera, 1206 nucleotides long. Lineage: Eukaryota; Metazoa; Nematoda; Chromadorea; Rhabditida; Rhabditidae. The record is from the annotation of a GenBank genome assembly.